UUUAUUUUGUGAGAAAAUCAGAUGGUUCGGAAAUUAAAGUGCAUGUCAUUUGUUAAAUUAAAUCUAAAUAGAAGGAUUUCACAUUCAAAUAAGAUAAUCAGCAAACGCUCCUGCAAUCUUUAAGGUGGCCGCAACUGGAAUGUGUCAUACGGGGGAUCCGGUGCACGCUUAACAAAUGACAACAGUAGCCGAUUGUCAAUUAAGACAGUAAAAAAGCACCAGCCUUAUCUUUGUGCUUAAUUGAAAAGGUAUCAUUCUUCGUAAAAUGAGUAUCAGCGCUUUGUUAAGCUAAUUGCGUUACGAUAAUAACCGUUGUCUCAAAACCCAAGAUUUCAAACACAAUGGAGAAAAAUGCCAAAUUCCGAUCUCUGCAGAAUCCCGCUAAUGUGUGCCGGCAUCUACAAAGUAACAUCUUAGCGUCCGUCUCUAGCAGUAUUAGUCUCGCUGAGGUUCGCCGUACUUUAGCAACUUUGAUGGAAGGCGAUUGGUCAGACGAAGAUAUCAUCGGCUUUUUUACAUACAGCCAGCAGAAAAUCUUCAAAGUUUCGUGUAGUCAACUGUACAUGAACGAUCAAGAAAGUUCGAGUGAGGAAGAAGAUGAGUGCCCUGUAGUUACGCCGAAUUCCACAGAGAAACGCAGCUUUGUUACGCCGAUGGAUACCACUACGUCUGCUCAGGACAACAGUUAUUUAUCAAAGUCGGAUGGGGAAAAACAAUAUUUCUCAGACUCGGAUUCCGAAAGACAGUAUGCUGCAAGCAUCCUACAACAGUAUAAUCAAUAUUUAAUAUCGAAAUCUCAGAUCAAAGAGAAGAUAGUUUUAGCUCCAAAAAAACAAAGCAUUACGAGAGUCCGUUUAGUGACAACAUCGGAAGGUAGCGGAAGCAGCUCGGAUAGUGACAAGCCUGCCCCGAAGGAACGCAAGGCAAGCACAACAAAACGACGACAUGUAGCUUCAAGUGAGCUACCGUCACAUAGAAUUAGUUCCGAUGACGAUGUAAGUUCCGAUAUUGAAGAUUGCUUGAAAAAAGACCGAUCUAUUAAAGAAAACUAUUCACCUGCUCAACAAAAUGUUGAAGCAACUUGUCCAACCCGGGCGUUUAUGCGCGAGCCACAAAAAAUCACCACCCAGAUUAUAGAUUCUCGACCACCAUUGCCGAGGGUUAAUCUUUGCGAUUCGGAGUCUGAUAAUGAAACUGCUGCUAACAAUUCACGAAAAAAUCUUCACGAAAAAAAAGAUUUCGAGGCUGAGACUGCCAGGCAGCUCAAACUGAAACAUAUGGAGCGCACAAAACGUGAAAAUAAUCUAAGUGGCUUCUUUGAUCGAAAAGACACUUUGGAUGAGGAACGAAGUGGUAGUCAUGAUAGCACCAAAAUUUAUAACGAUAUAAUGAGAUACACAAACGGGGAAUUAACGUAUAUGGAAAUCAAGGUCUACUUGGAGUAUUUUCGAUCCAAGUUAGGUGGUAACAUUGGUUAUUUAUCUACAGGCAGCGUUGUGGCAGCAGUUCUCGAUAUGUACGAAGUUGACAAGGACAAGGAAAGACUCAACGACAUUUUGGUAAACCUAGAACGAGCAAAACAAGAAUAUCAACAUGACUAGUUAUAGCUUAAAAUAGAAAACUACCUUGAGGCGACUUUCACUAGAGAUUUAUGUGAUAAAAAAAAAUGAGCGUGCGUAAGUAUACAUUGUACUACACCUAGUAAGAACUUGCAAGUACUUUGCACAUUGUAGAGAUAGCGUGCGAUAAUUCAGAACACUUCUAUUUCAGUGCUUCCGUUUCUGAACACAAAUUUAAGUUAGUUUGAGCUGUCAUCGCCUUCUUUCAGUGUGAGCAAUAAAAUGACGCUUCAACAAUACCUACAAUGACAUACAGGAAAUCAUAAUUAAAACAAAAAUGAGCUUUUCAUGCUCAAGGUCGAUUCCCAAAAUGUUAUGGUUAGCCUUUUUUGACAAAAUUUCGAAAUCAAAACAUGCUAGUUUGGUACUGUACACAUAGGAUGGGGUAAUCCACAGUAUAAACAGUGUUACCUUUUGUCGUUAAAGAAUUUAGGUUAAGACAGUUAUCAUUUUACGAUUCAGGCGCUUCACGUUCUACCACAGUCAAACCGGAGUACUACUUUAUUAUUAUUUCACCUAACGGCUGUCGAAAAUAAUGAAGCCCGCCCUAUUCUUUAUCUUUUUAAUUAUAGUAUUUACUAUAAUAUUGCAGGACACAAACUGUGCACUACUUAAAUAAUAAAAUAAAUAUGAUACCUUAAAAAUAAUAAGAUACAUUA
Varroa destructor (honeybee mite) is the source of this 2278-nucleotide messenger RNA. RefSeq lists its product as uncharacterized. The record is from RefSeq and is a predicted model, not a curated record. Lineage: Eukaryota; Metazoa; Arthropoda; Arachnida; Mesostigmata; Varroidae.